Messenger RNA from Lolium rigidum, 2635 nucleotides. RefSeq lists its product as uncharacterized. Gene Ontology annotation, molecular function: protein binding. Lineage: Eukaryota; Viridiplantae; Streptophyta; Magnoliopsida; Poales; Poaceae. The record is from RefSeq and is a predicted model, not a curated record. Bases 1 to 2316 code for a protein of 771 amino acids. The transcript is spliced from 7 exons.
AUGACGCCGGACCUAACGGACGACAUCGUCGACGAAAUCCUGCUCCGCCUCCCGCCGGAAGACCCGGGCUGCCUCUUCCGCGCCUGCCUGGUCUGCAAGCGCUGGCGCGGCGUCCUCACCGGCACCGCCUUCGCCAGCCGCUACCGCCACUUCCACCGCGCGCCGCCGCUGCUGGGCUUCCUCGAGAACCAGUUCCUCGGCUGCUGGUUCGCCGCCCCCUCCUCCGCCACCUCCCCCGUGCCCCCGAUCCACCCCGCCCACCGAAGCCUCGACGCGCUCGACGCCCGCCACGGCCUCGUCCUCCUCGACGUCAACGACCCGGGCCUCGGCCUCGCCGUCUGGGACCCGCUCCGCCGCCGCCAGUGGGAUCUCCCCUUCCCGUCCCUACCCGGGUCGGCGCUGGGGUUCCAUGUCCACACGUACACCGCGGCGGUGCUCUGCGCCGCGGACGGCUGCGACAACCUCGACUGCCGCCACACCCACGGUCACGGCCCGUUCCUCGUCGCCUGCGUGUGCGACGACGAGAAGGGGACUUUCUACGCCUCCAUGUACUCCUCCGAGGCCAGUGCGUGGAGCCCCGUGACCUCCGCCGAGCACCCCCCUGCCGCUACAAGUACAAGCCUCAACACCAAGCCCAAACUACUUCUGACAAAUGCACUCUACUUCACCUGCCACUGCGAGCCGACGACAGUGAUGAUCCUCCGGUACGACGUGGCCAGCCAUGGACUGUCAAUCUUCGACGGGCCGGCCGCGAGCCAGGCUAACCAUAACCAGUAUGUGCUUGUGGAGGCGGGCGACGGUGCGCUGGGGUUCGCCAGUGUGCAGGGGUCCAUGCUUUGCUUGUGGUCGACGGAGGCUAGUGCUGACGGAAGAGCUGUGACAUGGGCGCGACAGAGAGGCGUUGAGCUCGACAAGCUGCUCCCGCCGCUUGCCUUCUCUGCUGAGCUCUAUGUGACGGGCUUCGCCGAGGGAGUUGGUGUCAUUGUCCUCACAUAUGCUGGCACCUUCACGAUUCAGCUCAAGUCUGGCCGAGUCAAGAAUGUACCUGGAGCUGCAAGAAUUCUCCAUGCCUUUCCUUACACCAGCUUCUACACCCCAGAUCAAGCUGGGGGAAUAAUGCCAUAUUUACCAAUGUCCUCCUUGGAGAACAGUGAAGCGGCCCAGGAUCUGCUGUUGCAACAGGCUAGUAUGGAGGCAAGCGAAGUGAGGGAACGGGGGAAGGAGGAGGGUGAAUGGAAAGAGGAUGAUGAUGACGAUGACGAGGAGGAGGGCGAAUGGAAAGAGGAUGAUGGUGACGAGGAGGAGGGCGAAUGGACAGAGGAUGGCGAUGACGAGGAGGAGGGCGGAUGGGCAGAGGAUGACGAUGACGAGGAGUCGGGAGAGGAAUUGGAGAAAGACCUAGAGCAUGCACAUAAUUUGUUUGGCAUGUGGUCCAAGGCCAUUGAUAUUGGGGACUUCGACUGUGCCGUAUUACUCGCCGUCAGCACUCUCCAGUGCAGGUUUUCAUGUCAUGGGAGACUUUCUCCGAAGUGUGCUUACACAUACUAUAUAUAUGGAUGUACUUUGCUAUACAAACCUCUACCUGACAGCAAACCAUCUUGGGGGAGAGAUGAUGUUGAAAAUGUGAUGCCAUUAUCUGAUAACCUCGAUUUUGAUCUGGCCUUGAAAAUGUUGCAUAUUGCGAGGACAAUACUUGAGAAGUGCCCUGGCAGCAGUAUGGAGAAAGUUAAAGUAUUUUCUGCUCUUGCCGACGUUAAAAUCAUGUCUGCUCUUGGUAGAGGCUCCUUGGGAAGAGAAGACAUAGACUACUCAUUACGUGUGUGCUUCAAAGCUCUAGCCAUCUCGGAGCAUUUGAUUGAGCCUGACAAUUAUUGGAUUAUCAAACUAAACGUCAGCAUAUGUUUGAUCUUUGAGUUGGCAUCCAAUAUUGGAGACGCUGUCGCGUAUUGUGCAAAGGCUAUUUCAGUUUGCAAGUCACGUGUAUCCAACCUGAAAAAUGGAAAGGAAGCUUUGUUGCUGGACAACGGUGAUAAUGCGUCUGCUGCUGAAGCAGCCUCAGAAAGAUCUGCUCUCAGUUAUGAGCUGGAGUAUCUUACUGACAUGUCGUGCAAACUCGAGAAGAAGCUUGAACACCUGGAGCAAGCAAUCCCAACCCCAGCUUCAGAGGCAAGUGGUGAGCAGAAUGUUGGCGAUGCUACGCCAAGAGCUGCAUCCUCGACUCCUGUUAGUGACUUGUUGCAACUUCUUAGCACAUUUGAUCCUGUCUUGCGUAAAACAAGCUGCACGCCUAUUUGGCCAGAGCUGCAAAAUGUCUAGGACUUGCAUAAACCAGCUCCGUCCUGAAGUAGCUUGAACUGCUGAUUAGUUCAUCAAAUGUGACCCUUCCUGGUGUUUGAUAUGCGCAAUGUCUGUGUACUUCCCAAUGCUGAUUUCUGUCGGUUACACGUCUCAUGUGACAGCAGGCAGCAGAGUUAGGCUUUCUGCUGUUGGCAUCUUUUGUUUUCACUGUCUCCAAACUUUUUCGUAGCACAUCAGGUCUCGACCAAUUAUGGAUGUAGUCGAUGGUUAAACAUGUUGUCCUUCCGAAGUUCCAUUUUGUGAGCUAUGCAAAAAAAAAAAAGGUGUGCAUUGCAUA